Acanthamoeba castellanii str. Neff is the source of this 1521-nucleotide messenger RNA. RefSeq lists its product as uncharacterized. Gene Ontology annotation, cellular component: cytoplasm; nucleus. Lineage: Eukaryota; Discosea; Longamoebia; Acanthamoebidae. The record is from RefSeq and is a predicted model, not a curated record. Gene Ontology annotation, biological process: piRNA processing; siRNA processing; RNA methylation. The transcript is spliced from 3 exons. The coding region runs from base 1 to 1521 and encodes 506 amino acids. Gene Ontology annotation, molecular function: RNA methyltransferase activity; O-methyltransferase activity.
AUGGAAGGGGCUGGAUUUUGGCCGCCCUUGUACAGCCAACGCCACCGGGCGGUGGCGACUUUCCUCGCCUCGCACGACGUCUCGAGUCUGCUCGACUUUGGUUGCGGAGAAGGUUCUCUGCUGAGCUACCUGCGCACCGAGCCGCACAUACGCAGAAUGGCAGGCAUCGACGUAGAUGAAGUCGCCCUCCAGCAGGCCGCGGAGCGAACCGAGCCCACCUUCUACGAGCACGUAGUCAAGCGACCCCACCCCCUCACCAUCUCCCUCCACCGUGGCUCCAUCUGCAGCCCCGCCCACACCCGCCAGCUACUACGCGCCGCGCACGUGGCAGUCCAGGAGGUCGGCGGCAGCAGCAGCGAAGCUGAUGGUGAGCAAGUAGAGGAAGAGGAUUGGGAUGCCAUCGCCUUGGUCGAGGUCAUCGAGCACCUCGAGCCGCACGACCUGCCGGCGAUGGAGGCCAGCGUGUUCGGCCGGUGCCGCCCGCGCUACGUCGUGGUCACCACGCCCAACUACGAGUUCAACGUGGUCUUCAACGAUCCGCUCGGUGCCCACAUCAUCAGUAGCAAGAGGGCCAGGCCGGACACCACCUACGCUACGUCAUCGUCGUCUUCAUUUACGCCUUCGCCGACGACGUCUCAUCUCCCGUUUCGGCACUACGACCACAAGUUCGAGUGGACUCGCGCCGAGUUCGAGGAGUGGUGCAACGCCGUGGCGAACAGGUAUGGCUACCGCUACACUCUGAGCGGGGCUGGACGAGCGGCACAGAUCACGCGGAAGAAGAAAGAAGAAGACGAAGAAGAAGAGAAGGAGUCAGCCCUCGCCCGACCGGCGGCGUCUUCGAAGAGAAAGUGCCCUACGAGCCCCGGCGUAGAGGGUCACAAGAAGCACGACGAUGGCGAGGAAGACGACGAUGUCGGGUUCUGCACCCAGAUCGCUUACUUCACUAGGCUCGAAGACGACGACCGCACGACCCCGAACGAGGAGGCCGAGUCGACGGCGGCCGCCACAGAGGAGCCGCUGCAGCUCUGCGCUGUGCACUCGUUCCCGGUCGACACGCGAUCGGACACGGAGAAGCUGGCGGCGGCGGUGGCCUACGCCUACGGCCACGUUGUGGUGGGGAGCGAGGGCGAGCUCGAGUACGGCGACUGGGUGUCGGUCGCCGACCGGCUGCUGCCCCUCCCGCCGGUGCGCGAGUCGUGCGGUGAGACCGCCAGCCCCGACCGGCUUCGGGCCGAGCUGCGGGCGAUCGCGGCCGAGCCGAGCCGCUACUUCGGCCUCGAGUACGACGAGGCCACGGACCGCGUGCGCAUCGCGGCGUACGACAGCGAUGAAGACGAGGAGGAGCCUCCAGCCGACGAUGGAGGCGGUGGAGGUGGUCCUCUUUUCCUCGAGAACGAAAGCGAAGGCGAUAGCCGGCGGUCCAACCAGGCGGCAGCAGAACGACCCUCGCCCGUUUGGGCCGCCGGUGAAGAAGACGGCGCCUGGGGCCAGUCGUGGGGCGACAGCUGGGACCACGAGUGA